This is a messenger RNA of Phalaenopsis equestris, 1577 nucleotides long. Its product is annotated as RGG repeats nuclear RNA binding protein A. Lineage: Eukaryota; Viridiplantae; Streptophyta; Magnoliopsida; Asparagales; Orchidaceae. The record is from RefSeq and is a predicted model, not a curated record. The coding region runs from base 264 to 1388 and encodes 374 amino acids. Gene Ontology annotation, molecular function: RNA binding. Gene Ontology annotation, cellular component: cytoplasm; nucleus. The transcript has 6 exons.
GUUGUAAUAUUCACAAAGUUGGCACCUUUGCGCAUCGCCGCAUCCUUAAAAUGAAUGGUCAAUGCGGCGCCUCUAGGGUUCUAUCCACUCUGCUUUGUACACUUGCAGCCGCCGCAGCUACAGAACUGAACUUCCAUCAAAGCUGAUUGCUUUCCUCAUCAGUCUUUCCCAUGGCGUCAAUCCCGCCGGAGAUUUAUGGUUUACUUCACUGAAACAACUGUUUUGAGGUCAUUCGAUCGCUGCAUCGUCUCAUUUCCAUCUCGAUGGCGACCACAAACCCCUUUGAUCUCCUCGGAGAGAGUGAAAACGACGACCUUUCAGUACUGAUCGCUGCCCAGCAGAAGAAAGUCGCCGCGUCUUCUCCGGCGGCAUCCACUCCGGCGAAGCUGCCAUCGAAGCCCCUUCCACCCGCGCAGGCCGUAAGGGAAUCAAGGAGUAAUUCGGCGCCAAUUAGGGAAGGAGCGGGGCGAGGGGGGUUUGUGCGUGGUAGGGGUGGGAGAGGAGUUGGGAUUGUACAAAGUAGGGAUUUUGAAAACGGGAACUAUAGCAGAUAUGGUGGUGGUCGUGGUGGUUUCUCAACUGAAAAUGCUGAGGGUGUUAAUUCUUCAGAAAGGGGGCAAGGGAACGCUGGUCAAUCGCGGGGAUCUUUCCGUGGUGGCCGGCGUGGUGGUCAUGUCAGCGGGAAUGGGGAGGGUGGAUUUGAUCCUGAUCGUCCUCAAAGAAGAGUUUAUGAGCGUAGGAGUGGAACUGGAAUGGGGAAUGGGAUGAAGAAAGAGGGCGCCGGGCGUGGUAACUGGGGUACAGUUGCUGAUGAAGUUCUUGCACAGGAGACUGAGGAGGGCGUGAUUGUUGAUGAAAAUGUUGCGAUUACUGGGAAACAAGUGGAACAAGAAGAUGGGAACGUAGUAGAUGCAAGCAAGGAUAAGAAGGGAGAAGCAGUACAGGAAGUGGUGAAGGAACCUGAAGAUAAUGAGAUGACCCUGGAAGAGUAUGAGAAAGUAAAGGAGGAAAAAAGAAAAGCUUUGCUAUCCAUGAAGGUUGAAGAGCGCAAAGUUGAGAUCGACAAGGAGUUACAGUCCAUGCAGCAACUUUCUGUCAAGAAAGGAAACGAAGAAGUUUUUAUCAAACUUGGUUCUGAUAAAGACUCACCCAAACUAAGAGACAACUCUGAGAAAGAAGAGAGAGCCAGAAAGGCUAUAAACAUCAAUGAGUUUCUGAAGCCAGCUGAAGGAGGGAGAUAUUACGGUCCAGGUGGUGGUCGUGGCCGCGGAAGAGGCCGCGGUGAUCGGGAAUCGUUUGGGGGCGGUUACACCGGCGGCGCAUCAGUGCCGCCGGCCAUGCCCUCAAUUGAAGAUCAGGGACAGUUUCCGGCUCUCGGCGCGAAGUAAAUUAACAUGGCAACAGAACUUAUAUAUGCUUUGAUGAAUCUUUUGUGUUGAACUUUUGAGCAAAUUCUCUGGUGAUCCAUAACUUCUCAAUCUGGAUUUUUAUAAACCAAUAUAUUGUAUUUCACGUUGAUCCGAGGAUUUUGCUUCUUUUUUUUCUUUUUUGUUCGAAUUUAAGAUUUGUUCCGGUUA